Sturnus vulgaris (Common starling) is the source of this 2590-nucleotide messenger RNA. The record is from RefSeq and is a predicted model, not a curated record. Lineage: Eukaryota; Metazoa; Chordata; Aves; Passeriformes; Sturnidae.
AUGGGCAGCCACGAGAAGGACCCGUCCUCUCCGAAAAGGGCCCUGUCCCGCUCCAACAGCACCGUGUCUUCCAAGCACAGCAGCGUCCAGCAGGGCUCAGAGAGCUGGGAGGUGGUGGAGGAGCCCCGUGCCCGGGGCAGCCCCGGGCAGCAGCCACAGCGGCACGAGGGGUACCUGCUCAAGAAGAGGAAAUGGCCCCUGAAGGGCUGGCACAAGCGGUACUUCGUGCUGGAAAACGGGAUCCUGAAAUAUUCCACCACGCGCCAGGACGUCCUCAAGGGCAAACUGCACGGUGCCAUCGAUGUCCGUCAGUCCGUCAUGUCCGUCAACAAGAAGGCGCAGAGGGUUGACCUGGACACGGAGGACAACAUUUAUCACCUCAAGAUCAAGACCCCGGAGCUGUUCUCCAGCUGGGUGAGCAGCCUCUGCACCCACCACCACGGCGAGCAGCUGGAGCCGUGUCCCCAGGGGGGUCCCACGGGGACCAACACGAAGGGCCAGUGGACACGGAUCCUGCCCUCGGGCAGUGCCCCUGCCCUGUCCACGCUGGCCAGCUCCCGGGACAAGGUGAACGCCUGGCUGAAGGACAGCGAGGGGCUGGAGCGCUGCUCGGCCGAGCUGUCAGAGUGCCAGGCCAAGCUGCAGGAGCUGACGGGAAUGCUCCAACACCUGGAGGCCCUGCACCGCAUCCCCUCGGCCCCACUCAUCCCCGGCAGCCAGCCCUCGGCAGCCACGGAGAGGCCGAAGAAAGGCCGGAGGACCACCAAGAUCUGGUGCACGCAGAGCUUUGCCAAGGACGACACCAUCGGCAGGGUGAGGGUGGGUCGCCUGCACGGCUCUGUCCCCAACCUGUCCCGUUACCUGGAGUCAUCGCAGAGCCAGCUGCCCUUCAGCCUCCCCCCGGAGUACACCCAGCUGCAGCGCAGCUUCUGGGUCCUGGCCCAGAAAGUGCACGGCUCGCUCAGCAGCGUGGUGGCCGCGCUGGUGGCCGAGAGGGCCCGUCUGGAGGAGAUGCGGCAAGCGCUGGACCGGCAGUGCCCGGCCCCACGGCCCGGCAGCGCCGGCACCGCCGGGCCCGCCCUGCGCCGCUUCCACUCCCUCUCCGUCUCCUCCGACACCACCCUGGACUCGUUUGCCUCGCUGCACCCGGAUGAGCCGGACUCGCUGCCCGCCAAGGGCCGGGAGCAGCAGCUCUCCAACCGCAGCAUCGUCUCGCUCGCCGACUCCCACACCGAGUUCUUCGACGCCUGCGAGGUUUUCCUGUCCGCCAGCUCCUCUGAGAACGAGCCCUCGGAGGACGAGUCGUGCAUCAGCGAGGUCGCCACCAGCGUCUCGUCCCCCGACAGGAGCCGCCUGCCCGCACCCCCCGCACCCUCGGGGGAUGUGAGCCUGUGGGGACUCCUGAGGAGCAGCGUGGGCAAGGACCUGUCCCGCGUGGCGCUGCCCGUGCAGCUGAACGAGCCCCUGAACACCCUGCAGCGGCUCUGCGAGGAGCUGGAGUACAGCGCCCUGCUCGACAGAGCCAGCAGAGCCCGAGACCCCCGGCAGCGCCUGGUGUACGUGGCCGCCUUCGCCGUGUCCGCCUACGCCUCCACCUAUUACCGGGCGGGCAGCAAACCCUUCAACCCCGUGCUGGGCGAGACCUACGAGUGCGUGCGGCCCGACCGCGGCUUCCGCUUCAUCAGCGAGCAGGUGUCCCAUCACCCUCCCAUCUCCGCCUGCCACGCUGAGUCCGACAAUUUUGUCUUCUGGCAAGACAUGAGGUGGAAGAACAAAUUCUGGGGCAAAUCCCUGGAGAUCGUCCCCGUGGGCACCGUCAAUGUCCAGUUGCCCAGGACCGGGGACCACUACGAGUGGAACAAGGUGACCACGUGCAUCCACAACGUGCUGAGCGGGCCCCGCUGGAUCGAGCACUACGGGGAGGUGCUGAUCCGGAACACCCGCGACGCCUCCUACCACUGCAAGCUCACCUUCUGCAAGGCUCGGUACUGGGGCGCGGGGGCCAACGAGGUGCAGGGGGCCGUGCUGAGCCGCAGCGGGACGGCCGUGGAGCGCCUGGCCGGCAAAUGGCACGAGGGGCUACACCGCGGGCCCACCCCGGGCCAGUGCGUCUGGAAAGCCAACCCCAUGCCCCGUGACCACGAGAGGAAUUACGGCUUCACGCAGUUCGCGCUGGAGCUGAACGAGCUCACGCCGGAGCUCCGCAGGGUCCUGCCCUCCACGGACACUCGCCUGCGGCCGGACCAGCGGUACCUGGAGGAGGGGAACGUGCCGGCGGCCGAGGCGCAGAAGCGCCAGAUCGAGCAGCUCCAGCGGGACCGGCGUCGGGUCAUGGAGGAGAACAACAUCACCCACCAAGCUCGGUUCUUCAGGCGUCUGACGGAUGCCAAUGGCAAGGAGUCCUGGGUCACCAACAACACCUACUGGAAGCUGCGCCUGGACCCCGGCUUUGCCCACCUGGACAGCGCCGUGCUCUGGUAGCCACCCCCAAAACGGGGGGGCUUCUGAGCCCCCCCAGCUCCUCACAGCAGUGCCCAGCAGCGGGGCUGGUCCCCCCAGCACUUGGGGGUGCAGAAUCCCACCCCACUCA